GCCUGGCGGACCGGUUCGAUUUCACAAUUCAUAACCCAGCACACACGUUGUCAAGUCUUGCACGAUCAGAGCUCCGCCUUGUUCGAUAGGGAGCUUCACGGAAUGAAUGCCUAGAUGGUGAAACAAAUCCAAUGCUCUCACGUGCACGAAAGGUGAAGCCAACGACAGGGAUUGUUUCACUCCGCAGAGUGGCCAUCUGGAGAGCAGGAGCGUGCUCUGCAUCGAUAUUAAUAGGACCCUCGGCCUCGCUGAUGCGUUCGCACUCGGCAGCUCCCUCUACUUGUCUUCGCACUCACCUUAUCGAUCAAAGCAACGGUCAAGAUCACGGUAUCGUAUGUAGACGUUUCAAGGUUCUCUUGAGCCGAACAUCGCCGUGCCACCGUCGAGCGGCGCACAAAGCAUAUCUUCAGAUGAGGAACAGUCAGAUAUAACACCCAUCCACCAUUGUAAAUUGUCCCUCCAGUCGAAUCAACGUCUACGGCGCAGAAAG
Messenger RNA from Dissoconium aciculare CBS 342.82, 490 nucleotides. RefSeq lists its product as uncharacterized. The transcript has a single exon. The record is from RefSeq and is a predicted model, not a curated record. NCBI's taxonomy places the organism in Eukaryota, Fungi, Ascomycota, Dothideomycetes, Mycosphaerellales, Dissoconiaceae. The coding region runs from base 132 to 431 and encodes 99 amino acids.